AUGCUUGUUCGCACUGCCCCAAGUGCACCUCCGUCAGCAGUUUUCAAGACAGCGUCCGUGCAGGGCACCGACCCCAUGCGUCAGGAGGCAGUUGAGAUGAGCUCCGAGCAUUCUUCAGCGCUCCCUGCCUUCCAGGACCUCCAGUUUGACGACCCCAAACAAGCCUUCCAGGCGAAGAGCACGGCGCAGCUGCUGCAGUCUCUGGCGGUGUUCAAGGCGUGCACGAUCAAGCCGCUGGUGCGCAACGCCGACACGCUGCUGACGGUGUCACGAAGCAUUGCCGCUCCAGUGGUGGACCGGGCGGUGAAGCACACAUUCUUCCGGCACUUCUGCGGCGGCGAGUGUGUGGACAGCAUCCAGCCAACCCUGCAGUACCUGGAGCGGCACGGCAUCAGGCCCAUCCUGAACUACGCGGCAGAGGACGAUGUGAACAACGAGUUUGGCUGCGAGGGCUGCCCCGUGGCGGCGGCCGAGAGGAAGCUGGACCGUAAUCUGGACAUCUUCAUGCGCAGCAUCCGCGAUAGCGACAACAUCCGCAACCGAGCCUUCGUCGCCAUCAAGGUGACGCCGCUGGGACCGCCGAAGCUGCUGGAGAAGAUGUCGGAGGUGCUGGUGGCGACUGGGGACCCGGCCGACCGCGGCCACUCGAGCGCGCGGCUGCGAGAGGCGCUGCUGCCGCACCUGGACGCGCAUGAGACCGCCUCCCUGGACAACAUGCUACGGCGAAUGGACACCCUCUGCGACGCCGUCCUGGCCAAGACAGAAGCCUAA
Coccomyxa subellipsoidea C-169 is the source of this 771-nucleotide messenger RNA. RefSeq lists its product as hypothetical. The record is from RefSeq and is a predicted model, not a curated record. Gene Ontology annotation, molecular function: FAD binding; proline dehydrogenase activity. The transcript is spliced from 6 exons. Gene Ontology annotation, cellular component: mitochondrion. NCBI's taxonomy places the organism in Eukaryota, Viridiplantae, Chlorophyta, Trebouxiophyceae, Coccomyxaceae. The coding region runs from base 1 to 771 and encodes 256 amino acids.